UAGUUUCUUUCGCUGCCAUGUGGCGUUCCCUUUUUGUGCAAAAAGGAAAAUGAGGGUGGCUCACGCGAGGAGGCCUGAGAUCUUAUCCAGGGAAGUAUGAGCACGGGCUAUGGCAUGCAUUUUAAUAAAACUUGCUGUGUGAUCACGGGCAUUUUAUGAAUCGUUGAGAAAUACUUUGUGCACUGUGGGCGGUGCAGCUCCGCAUGCAUCGUCCCCUCGGACCUCGCUCUUUUUUCCUCAAUUCUUUUGCUCAGUAUGUUGCAACCUAGAUUGCUUCAGCACAUUUUGUGCCCAGCAUCAUGCCAAAAUCCAACAGCAUAAAAUCCAACCGUUAGAAGCGACGAAUCCGGCUAGCGAGUCGGCCGGAUCCAAUGCACCUGAUUCUUUAGACCCUUCUGAUCGAAAACGAACACGGCCUUGUUGCGUCAAAUUCGACCGUUGGAGGGCCGGCUACCAUAUUAUCCACAAGAAGGAAGUCGGGGAGGAUGAACGCUUGCUUUCUCGAACUCCAUGGCAGCGAUCAAAGGACCGCGUCCAGGCUCAAACCAUCAGCAGUUCUAUUCCAAAUCCCUCUUCCCAGAACUCGACGAUCCAGUCCCCUUCCAGUCCAAAGAUUUUUCCCUUCCCCCCAUGCGGCGUGGAUCCAUGUAUUCAGUCUAUGCCGAGAUCAGAGAGUGGAAGCUGAGGAGGAAGAAAGCAGAGGUGAAUUCUAUGAGCGCCACUCUUACCAAGAGAACGGCAACCUCGUCGGUUUCUCGCUCUGUUCCAGAUUUCUCGAUGGAUUUUAGGAAGGAGAAUAGGAAGCCGGCUGCUCCCCUGCCGCCGACCGGCCCGCGGUUGCAUGCGUUGAUGACUCCCCCUCGGCCGAUGGUUCCGAAGGCUGAGCUGAGGAGACUAGGGAGCACACCGGAGAGCAGGGCUGAGGAGAAGAGAGGAGGAAAUGGGUUGUUUGAGAGGAGGAAGAGCUACUCCUGCCUCAAAGAAUGGAAGGAGUGUGGGGUGGUUGCGUCGUUGGCCAUCGACGAGGAAGCAAAACGAGGGCAAAGUGCGAGGAAAGGGAUCAUCAAGAAGACUGUCUCCAGUUUCCAGCAAACAACGACAUGGAUGGGUUGAUAUUUCAUUCUUUGAUUCAAGGAAUUUCUUUGUUUGACAAUUAAAUUGGCUCAUAGAUGAAAUUUUUGAUGCCAGUUACUGAUUAAUCUGUUCUAUAUAAAUUUGUUUGUCAUUUGAUGUUGACGAGACACACACACACACACACACACACACACACACACACACAUAUAUAUAUAGAGAGAGAGAGAGAGAGUUUUUGCAUGAGAUAGUAUAGAAUCUUUUAGCUCUUGGGUGGGUGUAGAUUGUGUUUUCCCUCACCCCAAGCAUUUUCUUCUUCUCGGUGAACUCACUGGCAAUGGCUUCUGAUGUCAUUGGAGUAAAAUUUCUCCGACCAUUAUAUU
This is a messenger RNA of Elaeis guineensis (African oil palm), 1454 nucleotides long. RefSeq lists its product as uncharacterized. Lineage: Eukaryota; Viridiplantae; Streptophyta; Magnoliopsida; Arecales; Arecaceae. The record is from RefSeq and is a predicted model, not a curated record.